UUUUAUUUUAUUUUUUUUUUUUGUCAAAGCUGCCGAGAGAUGAUAAUGUUUUGUGGAAAAAGUAAAGUGAUAGAGAGAAAACCAGUCCCAUUCCUCACACCUGCUGGCUGCUUGGCCUCUUUCUCAUCACAGAUGCACACGGGGUUAUCACAGAAUGAGCGAACAUUCCAAGGAGGACCCAGAUUAGUUCCUCAAAAAUGGGCAGUUAAAGCCUCAGUUAGUGGGUCUCCUCCGGGACUCUACUCGGCCAAGAUUUUCGAACUCACACCUCAGAACGUUGACAUGGUUCUUGAGGAUGUUCGGCCUUACCUCAUCUCCGAUGGUGGCAACGUCGACGUCGUCUCUGUCGCAGACGGUGUCAUCUCUCUCAAACUCCAAGGAGCAUGUGGAAGCUGCCCUAGCUCAACAACUACCAUGAAAAUGGGGAUUGAACGAGUACUGAAGGAAAAAUUUGGAGAUGCAGUCAAGGAUAUUCGCCAAGUGUAUGAUGAUGACCACACAAGUGAGACAACGGUAGAGGCGGUGAAUGGCCAUCUUGAUAUAUUGAGACCAGCCAUAAAGAACUAUGGUGGGAAUGUGCAAGUAUUAUCUGUUGAGGGUGGCCUGCCAAGAGAGUCUUCAGUUGAAGAGCAUGAUGAUAGCAAACAGAUGCCAGAUGGUGAUGGCUUCCCAACUUGCCGGCGCAGAUCUGGAUUUGUCUAAGGCACAAAAAUGUGAAAAGAAAGAAGCAGGGUGGUGAUGCUGUAAAAGAAAGAAUCUGUGAAGAGGGCAUUGAUCUAGGUAACACACAACACACUUCCAAUUUCAAAGGUGAGAGUGAUGGUCCAUGGCAGCAAGAAAUGUGACAGCGGAGUUAAGGUAUGUGUAGAGGUCCGGCGGGCGGCCAAGGUGACCCCCCCACCCGCCGGUGAAGUAGAAUGAUUAGGUUCUUAACCUUGCUUUGAUACCAUGUAAAAUAUAUUGAUGGAUAUUAUUUAUUGAUGUAUUACAAGAUUGAUAAAUUACAAUUCC
Camellia sinensis is the source of this 1011-nucleotide messenger RNA. The record is from RefSeq and is a predicted model, not a curated record. NCBI's taxonomy places the organism in Eukaryota, Viridiplantae, Streptophyta, Magnoliopsida, Ericales, Theaceae.